Molecule: messenger RNA, 3579 nt
Organism: Penicillium salamii
Lineage: Eukaryota; Fungi; Ascomycota; Eurotiomycetes; Eurotiales; Aspergillaceae
Source: the annotation of a GenBank genome assembly
AUGCCCCCCGGUGGACUCCCAGCCAGCCUGGUCGCAGGCAACCCCAGCGGCCGUCCCACCGUCGACACCUCUGGCUACGGGGCUAACUAUAGCAAAAAUACACCUACCUCCCCAGAGGACAGCUUGAUUCCUCCCUUCGACUCCCCCUCAACACGAACCGCGGGUCCAGUCACCCCAGUCGAGGAUGGACGCUCGGGUCGUGGACUGGGCCCCGACCAGGCUGGCUAUCGCGACCGCUCCGCCCCCCGAGAUCGAUCGCGAGUCCACGGGCGUCAAAACAAAUCCCCUGGCGGCUCAUCGCGCCUGUGCCAGAAGUGCGGUGAACCUCUCACUGGCCAAUUUGUUAGAGCGCUGGGCGGUACUUUCCAUUUAGAAUGUUUCAAGUGCGAAGAUUGCGGCGAGAUUGUGGCUUCUAAAUUCUUCCCUGUCGAUUCCGAAGACGCAAACUGUCAAUUUCCGCUUUGUGAAACCGAUUACUUUAGACGACUGGGCCUUCUAUGUCACGAGUGCGGCGGCGCGCUGCGUGGUUCAUACAUCACCGCAUUAGAUCGAAAGUACCACAUCGAACACUUCACUUGUUCCGUGUGUCCAACGGUUUUCGGGGCUCAGGAUUCAUAUUAUGAGCAUGAGAGCAAGGUCUAUUGCCAUUUCCAUUACUCUACACAAUUUGCACAGAGGUGCCAUGGCUGUCACACUGCGAUUCUGAAACAAUUCGUCGAGAUCUUCCGCAACGGCCAAAAUCAACACUGGCACCCCGAAUGUUAUAUGAUCCACAAAUUCUGGAACGUCCGGUUAUCGCCUGCUGGUCAGACGUGGGAGCCCCCGCCAGUGGACGAGGAUGCCAGUGAACAAGAACGCAAGCAGAUUCGCGACGAGGAGGAUGUUAUGGAAGACAAAGUCUUCAACAUUUGGAAUACCCUCUCCACCUUUGAAGAAUCAUCUGCCGCUUGCAUCUCAGAUAUGUUGCUCCAUGUCAGCAACGGCGCUUACCUAGACGGUGUUCUAGUCGCCAAACGCUUCAUAGGCCAUGUGGAAAUUCUCUUCGGCGCAGUCGAUGAGUUAGCGACCUAUAUCAAAUCGCACGAGCUAAAAGAACUCUCUUACGGCCGCGAAGCAAAAUUACUCUGCAAAAAGAUCGUUGCCUUCUUUGCCCUAUUAUCCAAGACACAAGAGACCGGUGUGCGGAAACUCGGUGUCACCCAGGAGCUCCUUUCGCUGGUGACAGGUCUGGCUCACUACCUCAAACUUCUUAUUCGCAUUGGUCUGCAAGGUGCAUUGAAACUCGAACGGGAGAAGUCUGCACCUGAUGGAUUACAGCACUUCCUGGAACAUUUACGUGAUCUAGAGUCACUUGCAGAGAUGGAGGAUGAGAACGUCCAGCUUGACUUGAUGGAGGGUGUGGAGGGCCUGGCCGAUCAAUUGUCAGAUUGCUGCAUUUCGUGCAAAGAGCCAAUCGAUGACGAAUGUGUUCUUCUCGGAAAGAGUCGAUGGCAUACCAAGCCACCUCAUCUCUCUUGUGUCGCAUGUGAGAAGGACUUGACCGCUGAUAUCCAAACCGCAUUAUGGAGUCAAAGUGAAGAAAAAGCUUAUUGCGACGCCUGCGCCCAUCAGCAGAAUCUUGGCUCUGCCGUUGAAGGUGGCUUUGUUCCAGUCUCCAAGCUGCAACAGUUCAUUUUCCUGCUCAAGGUAGCCCUCGCACGGCUCCUCGCCGUACUUCGGUCCGGAGGAACCUUGCCUCAAACGUCAGACGAUCCUACCCUCAGUGAAUACGAGAGCAAGGAUGGCCAUCGAGUCAGCCCCGAGGUUCGACGGGCCAACGCUCGCUCUCAAUCAUACGGAGGUGGCUCGCGAGAGGGGAUGGAAGAAUCAUCGCUUGAGCAGACUGUCGGCGAGAUGCGCCGACUGCGUUCGAUUCGCAAUGAGCGAACCCUGUCCACAACCUACAAGAGGGCCCGUGCGUCCAGGAUCAUUGACGGUCCCGAGGGCAGAAGCGCUCGACCAGGGUCCUCUGGCAAUGAUGGCAGCGACCCACGGGGCCCUGGCUUCCAAAUUGUCGAGGAAAGGGAUGCCAAUGGCGAGACUGUCACUGAUCUGACAUUCGGUGCCCAAGACGCCUUGACUUUAGAUGACAUUCCGCGCAUCGUUGCAGCCGAACAAGCUAAAGAACAACGUCCCAACGCCUUCAAGCAUGCUGGACACAAGCUUGUCGGAGGAACAGAGCCCAUGCUCAAAUACAACCGCGGCCACCAGCGCGGAGUAUCAAGUGGGAAUUUGGAGGCACUCAUGGAGCCAACUCGAACCAAGCGUUAUUUCUCAGAGUUGACUGCGCUAGAAUAUUUCAUCGUUCGUCACGUUGCCGUGCUACAGAUGGAACAGCUGGUUGAGGGUCAUUUCCAGAUGGAAGAACUUCUUUCUUUGAUCGAGUCUCGCAAGCCUACGAUAUGGAACAUCUUUGGGCGCGCCUUCAAGGAUGGAAAGAAGGGUGCCAAGAAGAAGGGCGUCUUUGGGGUUGAUCUGAACUUCCUGGUCGAAAAGGAGGGCACAGAGUCAAGUCAUGGCGUUGGCCCAGGUGCGCUCCGCAUUCCAACAUUGGUCGACGACUCUGUUUCAGCAAUGCGCCAAAUGGACAUGUCUGUCGAGGGUGUCUUCCGAAAGAAUGGCAACAUCCGACGACUGAAGGAUACCUCGGAGCUUAUCGACACCAAGUACGAACAGGUCGAUUUGACAAAAGAAACCCCUGUACAGAUCGCAGCUCUUCUGAAGAAAUUCCUUCGUGAGAUGCCGGACCCACUUCUCACGUUCAAGCUCCACAGACUGUUUGUCCUUUCUCAAAAACUUGACGACCCCGAGAAGCAGAGACGAUUGCUGCAUUUGACAUGCUGCUUACUUCCUAAGGCUCACCGAGACACGAUGGAAGUCCUAUUCGCUUUCCUAAACUGGACCUCCUCCUUUUCACACGUUGAUGAGGAUUCUGGAAGCAAAAUGGACAUACAUAACCUUGCCACCGUUGUAACCCCGAAUAUCCUUUAUCCCAACGCUAAGAACAGCACUGUGGAAGAGAGCUUCCUCUCUAUCGAGGCUGUCAACGCACUGAUCACAUAUAACGACGCUUUGUGCGAGAUUCCGGAAGACCUGCAAUCGAUCUUGAGUGAUCCAACUUUGUUCAAGGAAAAUGCCGAGGUGACGACCAAGGAAAUCCUCAAACGUUAUGGCGACAUUGCACGGGGUAGCUUCUCGCAGAGACCAGAGAAUGGCGGCGAGACAUUCACAAUCACUACGCCUAACCGCAACAACAGUGCACCAGCUUCCGCACGCAUUGAGACCGACCCAUCCCAAGACGCAGCCUGGCAAAUGCAGAGCUCUGUUCGCCACGUGCCAGCCCCUAGCGGACAUGCUCACUCAUCUAGCACUAACGCCCAGGCUGGAACUGACAUAGUCCCUCCCCCCAAAUCCUACCACCGUAACCGGAGUGCCAGCAAUGGGAGUCAACCAAAUGCUGGGCCCCCGGAAGGCCAGACACAACAAAAUGUCGCAUAUCGGCCACGCCCAAGUCCAGGUGCCAUGGGCGUUACUGGAUAA